This is a messenger RNA of Manduca sexta (tobacco hornworm), 987 nucleotides long. RefSeq names its product 40S ribosomal protein S3a (gene RpS3A). Gene Ontology annotation, cellular component: ribosome; cytosol. The coding region runs from base 167 to 961 and encodes 264 amino acids. NCBI's taxonomy places the organism in Eukaryota, Metazoa, Arthropoda, Insecta, Lepidoptera, Sphingidae. The transcript is spliced from 7 exons. Gene Ontology annotation, biological process: translation. Gene Ontology annotation, molecular function: structural constituent of ribosome. The record is from RefSeq and is a predicted model, not a curated record.
GUUGGACAAAAUGGAGAUAAAAAUUAAGUUGGAUAUAAAAUCAUUCAGUAAUUCAAAACUUGUCUAUUCUCAAAUUUUUUAUCUAUGUAACCGUCAAUUUUGACAACCGCUGUCUGGUGUUUGGACCAUAAACAACACAAAGUCUUUCUCAAGUUUGUGUGCGAACAUGGCGGUCGGUAAAAAUAAAGGCCUUUCCAAAGGUGGCAAAAAGGGUGUUAAGAAGAAGAUUGUUGAUCCCUUCACCCGUAAAGACUGGUACGAUGUCAAGGCACCGUCCAUGUUCACCAAGAGGCAAGUGGGAACAACCCUUGUCAACCGCACUCAGGGAACAAAAAUCGCUUCAGAGGGACUGAAAGGCCGUGUCUUUGAGGUCUCUCUGGCUGAUCUCCAAGCCGACACUGAUGCGGAAAGGUCCUUCCGCAAGUUCCGUUUGAUUGCCGAGGAUGUCCAGGGUCGCAAUGUGCUCUGCAACUUCCACGGUAUGGACCUCACCACUGACAAACUCAGAUGGAUGGUCAAGAAAUGGCAGACCCUCAUUGAGGCCAACAUCGACGUGAAGACCACCGACGGGUACGUCCUGCGUGUGUUCUGCAUCGGGUUCACCAACAAGGACUCGCUCAGCCAACGCAAGACAUGCUACGCUCAGCAUACACAGGUGCGCGCCAUCAGAAAGAAGAUGUGCGAGAUCAUCACCCGUGACGUGACCAACUCGGAGCUGCGCGAGGUGGUCAACAAGCUGAUCCCUGACUCGAUCGCCAAGGACAUCGAGAAGGCGUGCCACGGAAUCUACCCACUUCGUGACGUUUGCAUCAGAAAGGUGAAAGUGCUGAAGAGGCCUCGUUUCGAGAUCUCCAAGCUGAUGGAGCUCCACGGAGAAGGUGGUGGCGGCAAGCGUGGUGAGGCGGGUGACAAGUCGGAGCGUCCCGAGGGAUACGAGCCGCCCGUCCAGGAGAGUGUAUAAGUUUAAAUAAAUUUGAAAAAAACUGA